Mercenaria mercenaria is the source of this 4044-nucleotide messenger RNA. Its product is annotated as WD repeat-containing protein 27-like. NCBI's taxonomy places the organism in Eukaryota, Metazoa, Mollusca, Bivalvia, Venerida, Veneridae. The record is from RefSeq and is a predicted model, not a curated record. Bases 94 to 2838 code for a protein of 914 amino acids. Gene Ontology annotation, molecular function: protein binding. The transcript is spliced from 24 exons.
GAACCAGUUUAUGAAUCAUUUGACUUUCCUCGGAUUUCUUCAUUGACUUCUCUUCGCAGUCAUGGCUACUGGGACGCCAAAUGCUGUCAUAUCAUGUCUGUAAUGGAUCUCCAGCAUAUACACAGCCAGAGGGUUGCGUUUACACCAGCUCAUGUACAACUUGCAUGUGAUGGUGUAUACCUGGCUUUACCUCUCACCAGGUCAUCAAUUGGAAUCUGGAGUUUGCAGGAUAUAAGUUGCAAGCCUCUUGAUUUGGUUGGACACAGUAAAAUACUGACAGCUCUUGCACUUGGUAAUUUAUCGGUACCCAAACAGCUGGUAUCCGCUGCUGAAGAUUAUGUUAUCAUAUGGAACAUACAGCAAGCCAGGAAACAGUUUGAGAAAGGUGAGAAGAUAAAGGGCAGAGUGAUUGGUACCACACUAGGAUAUGUUCAGUAUUGUGCGUUUAGUCCCAAUGACACUCUGGUGGCUGUCUGUACUGGUUUUGAUAUUGUCAUUCUGCAAUCCACAAGAGAGAAUAAAGUAGCUGUGUUGGAAGGUCACAAUGGUACAGUUACAGCAGCAGAGUUUUGUCCACACUAUUCCUCUACAUUGGUCUCCAUAUCUGACGACAGGACUUUCAAAGUCUGGAACUUGGAGGAUCUAACACUUGUAUACCAGUCCCCAAUUUUGACAGCAUCUCCAUUUCUGAGUGUGGCAAUGAAUAUACAUGAACCAAGGGUUGCUAUAGGAGCAGCUGAUGGAGUGAUUCGUGUAUUUGACCUGACAGAUGGUAAUGGAUUUAGAUGCUUACAUCAACUUGAUGUUGGUAAGAUAAUUACCAAGGAAAAAGAUGCUAAAUUCAUGGCACAGAAUGAAGUUAAGAAAGGACCAGUUACUAUCAGCAGCAGGCCAACAUGGAAGCAGGCAGACAGGAAUAGCUCAGCAACAGAAUUACCUGACAACACUGAGGACAGUGUUGAGACGGGAUCCUCUGUCCUCUGUUUGUACUAUACCUAUGUACAACAAGAUAUCCUUGGAAGACAGGCAUCAACAAUAUCACGGGAUCUACCCUUCCUGUCAAACAAAACCAGCAGUAUAAGUGAUUUAUUAACAACAUCUCCCAUGUUGAUGGUGGGAACCACGGCAGGAUUACUGAAGGUCAAUGCUCGAACUUUAGAUUUGUGCAGUUACAUAGAUUUCCAAGAUCCCAUGGAUUGUGAGGACAGCCUGAACAAGGAUACAAAGGUAUUAAAUGCUGCUGGGACAGUUAUAUUUGGUCAGGGAGCUGAUGAUAAGAUGUGGUGUAUAGUUGGAAGCCCAUUUCAAAACAUAGUUCAUGUAUUAAAAUGGAGCCAGCCAAUUAAUAAAUUAGUGAACCAGGCACCAGCGUCACAGAGUGCUGGGAACCAAACAUCAGGGUUACAGAGUACAAAUGAUUUAACAGAUAUAGAAGGGAGAAUGUCAGCCUUGGAACCUCCUUCAAGGGCUGGAAGUACACAGAAACACCUAGAAAUAACAGUUCUAUCAAAAUCAGCUUUAUUGGAUGAUUCACCACUGAGGGCUGAUAUGACACCCAAACCUAAAGAUACAAAAGACAAAACUCCUAGAGAUUUUGUGACCCCAUCAAAGAAAGGUUCAAUUCUGGACAAGCAGCCUCUUACAUUUAAGACAAAAAUCAAAUCCUCAGGAUAUUCUACAGCUCCUAGGACAACUAUGUUCAAGCCACAAACAAAUAUUUCUGCAAAACCUAAAACAUUUGCUAAAUCAAGUGCAAGACAAACAAGGUCGGCACGAGAAUACCCUGUACAAGGUAGUCCACCAAUCAACCUCAGUACAAAGUUAGAAGUUGCUGAGAGACCCACAGCUGUCAAUGCAAUUACAGUGUCAGAUGGAGGACAGAAUUUAGCCUGUGCCCUUGCCAACAAGUCAGCCCUUGUGUUCAAUGUACCCUUAUCACAGAAAGGUUCAUCUGCUUAUACAGGACAUAACCACAUAGUUACAUGUGUAGACUGGAGUCAUACUGGUUCUCGGCUUCUAACAUCUUCUGAUGACAAGACAGCACGUGUAUGGGUCAAAGGUCAAGCAGAUCCUGUCAUGACUUUUGACAGGAUGGUGAAAAAUACAGCCAUUAUGGAAAGUCAAAUAAACAAUAAAGAUAACAAAGCAUAUAGUAAAGAAGUACAUUUUGGACAGUUCUAUUUCAUGGACAAGUUUAUUCUGUUGUGUGUGGGGAACCAGCUGCUCAUGUAUAAAUAUCAUAUAGAUACCACCAAAAAUGAUAUACAGAGGUAUUUACCACAGAGUAAAUAUAAGCUGGUACAAGAAUGGAGUAUGGAAUCUCAGCAAGUAUCAGCCAUGUCAGCCAUUAACAGUUUCCUCUCUUAUAUUGUACUGUGUGCAUGCAGCAACAAGAGUAUAGAAGUGAUUGAUAUGAAUACUGGUCAGAGAGUGAGAAAAAUGACUGAAGUUCAUUCCAGACCAGUACAUGCAAUCUGCCAAAAUGAGGGUUCACAGUUCGUUUCUCAUCCAUCAAAUGCCUAUGACCUGUUUGCCUCAGCUGCUGCUGGUGAUUGUAUCAAACUCUGGGAUCUAAGAACUAACAGAUGUGUUAGAAGAUAUGAGGGUCAUCUGAACAGAGUACAUCCGUGUGGUUUAUCAUUCAGUCCGUGUGGGAGAUUUAUUGCUACAGGAUCAGAGGAUAAAUGUACUUACAUAUUUGACAUGAGAUCAGGGACUUACCUACACAAGUUACAAGGUCAUACUGAUGUGGUAUCUGAUGUCACCUUUCAUCCUUCAAACCCACAGCUUUAUACAGCAAGUUUAGAUGGACAUUUAAAUAUAUACACAAACAGAUGACAGACAUAUGUUUGGUUUGAUUGUACACAGACACUCUCACAGAACAGUCUAGUCAUUAUAUCAUAUGUUAUUCAUGCUGUCACAUGAAUGCAGACGAUUUGCAAGUUCUGUGAUGCUUGGUACUACAUUGGUGCAAGUUACAGACAGAAAUUAAUGCUAUGGAAAUGUGGAUGAUGGCAUCAGAUAAAUGUUUAGUAGUAGAGUCAUGAAAUAAGAGAUAAUUACCAGAUAAAUAUUUAUCUCUCUAAAUGGAAGAUACAUUAAGGGAGUAUGGGCAAGAAUUAUUUGUGCUUAAGGAGGAAUAACAUCUUGACUACAUGCCAGAAGAUUUUCGAUUUUGCUCUGUUCCAUGUAAGAGAACAUUUACUGGAUGAUAUAUAUGACCUGAUUUAACUAAACUCUGCUGAAACAGAUAGAGAAAGUGUAUAUAUUGUACCAUUUUAUACUUUCAAAGUGGGUCUUAUAUAAUGACACGAUUGCUGGAUUGCCAUGUAGACUCCUGGAAGUGACGCCAUGGUACUUGCCUCUAAAUUGAUAUACAGUGUGUAUGCAAUUAAUAAGUCAUAAGUGUAACAAUUUUAUGUGUGGAAAAACCCAGUCAACUAGGUGGUACUUAUAUAUAUCUGCUGCCAGUUUAAGAAGGCUAAAAAAUGACCAGUGAAACAGUAUAAAGGAAUUCAUGUGAGAAAUCUUUCAAUAGAUGAAAAUCAGGCCCAGGUUUUAAAAAAAUAACCUUGCAUGUUGGCGAUGGCAAUACUGACUCUGUCCAUAUCAACAUUUAUUUUAAGAUAGUUCUAUGCAAUUGUCUUUAAUCACAUUGACACUGCCAUAUCAGUAUUAUUCAUGAGUAUUUUAAAUUCCAGUUCAUUCCUGCUGUGUUCAGUCUUUAUUAUCACAUGACUAACUUAUCACAUGACUAUGAUCACAGAGUAUCUUGAGAAUUUUUAAUGAGAGUCACCUUCUGAUUUCUAUAAAAACUGUGAACAAUUACUGUUUAUGAAUGGGUACUGGCAGUUAAGAAGGUUAUUUUUUGUGACCAGGUAACUCACCUAAUUGUUUUGUCAGCUUAAAUCUUCUAAGUAUGUACAACUAUGAUGCUAGCAAAAACAGAUUUUCCAGUCAGUGGAUUUUGCUGCUAAAUUGGAAGAUUAUACACGUUAUAUUUCUUUUUUUUCUUGAAAUCAUAAUAAACACAAAUAAAAGUUA